Peniophora sp. CBMAI 1063 is the source of this 1872-nucleotide messenger RNA. NCBI's taxonomy places the organism in Eukaryota, Fungi, Basidiomycota, Agaricomycetes, Russulales, Peniophoraceae. The record is from the annotation of a GenBank genome assembly.
AUGUCGUACAUCAUCGUAACGGGCCCCCGCGGCGGCAACACGGCGGGUGCCGACGCUCCCAACAGGCUUGACAUCAACGAUCUCGUGAAGAUCGAGGAUCAGUUCUCCCUCUACGUGCAAGCGAUCGCGCGCAUGUACGCCGAUGAUCAGAGCCAGCUGGUCUCCCACUUCCAGAUCGGCGGUAUCCAUGGCUUACCCUAUGUGGCCUGGGAUGGCUCCGGAGGCAAAGAGGGCAGCAACCCUGACGACCCGAACCAGUGGCGCGGAUACUGCACGCACGGCAUGGUCACCUUCCCUACCUGGCAUCGGCCCUACGUCGCGCUCUACGAGCAAACUCUCCAGUCCCACGCUAUUGAGAUUGCGAAGACCUACACGGAGGCCAACGGCGUCCGCGACCGGUUCAUGAAAGCCGCACAGAACUUGCGCGCACCGUUCUGGGACUGGGCUAGCUCGGCUGUUCCCCCGGCGGAAGUCAUCUCGCUCAAGCAACUCAACAUCAUCGGUCCUGACGGGAAGACGAAAUCUGUGAACAACCCGUUGCUCGGCUAUACCUUCCAUCCCAUCGACCCCAGCUUCCCUGAGCCCUACGCUGAGUGGAAGAUGACGUUGAGGCACCCGGUCCCGCAACAAGGCCCGAACGCGAAGAGCAACCCUCAGCAACUGAAGUCGACCAUGGAAUCAGAACAAGAGCAGAUCACGCAGAAGACCUACUUCAUGCUCACGCAGUUGCACACAUGGCCUGAGUUUAGCAACCACACUGCCAGUGAGGGCGCCUCUGCCAACAGUCUCGAGGCUAUCCACGACGGCAUCCAUGUUGAUGUUGGUGGUGCCGGACAGAUGUCAGACCCAUCGGUAGCAGGCUUCGAUCCCAUCUUCUUUAUGCACCACGCCAACGUCGAUCGCAUGCUUUCUCUCUGGCGCGCGCUCAACCCGGAUAAGUGGAUCACGCCGGGCAACGCCGAGGACGGUGGCUCCUGGACGAUCCCUGACAAUGCACAAGUCGACGCGAAUACCGACCUGACGCCUUUCUUGGCCCGCCAGAACGAUUACUGGGCCUCUUCUGCCACGACGUCGACGUCCGAGUUCGGUUACACAUACCCAGAGUUCAACGGCCUCAACAUGGGCAACCCCGACAGUGUUCAGACCGCCAUUGCCGACAAAGUUAACCAGCUCUACGGCGGCCUCGUCUUUGCUUCUAGCGCCAAAGGUGCGGCCGGCAUCCAGCCCUCGGACGCGCAAGCUACCUUUGCUGCUGCGUCGGUACCUGCCAGUGGCAAUGGUCAAGCACCGUCAGCCGAGGGCGGUGACGCUGACGGUAGUGCUCGUCAACUGCCCCCGUUGCCCAUCAACCCGCUGCAGCCCGGUGUCUCCAACAGCGCGGUGUACAGCUGGGUCGCACGUGUCCGUGUCAAGAAGUACGAGGUCGGGGCAUCGUUCUCGGUGCUCUUCUUCCUAGGCAAGUCGGCGGAGAUCCCGGAAGAUCCAUCAGCAUGGCGCUCCUCGCCAAUCUUCGUCGGUGGCCACCACGUCUUCGUGAAUACGGUUGCGGGCCACUGCGCGAACUGCCGCAAUCAGCGCGAGCUCGUCGUCGAAGGCUACGUCCAUCUUGACCGCGCCAUCGCGCGGGAUGGGUCGUCGCUGGGAUCAUUUGAACCGCGUGUCAUCGUGCCAUACUUGAAGGACAACCUCCAGUGGCGAGUACAGAAGAACCACGGGCCAGCCGUAGCGCUCGAUCAACUCCCUUCGCUGGAGAUCACCGUUGCUGCUACGCCUCUCACUCUCGAGGCGGGCGCGCAGUUCCCGACGCCGGGUGAAACUCACUUCUACCCCGAGAUCACGGCUGGUCGUCCGGGUGGCGCCCGCGAGAACUGA